AUGACAUGCCAAGAAGGCUCUAACUGCCCAUGGACAAAAGGAUUUAACGACCUCGGCUUUUGGCUGGACAUGUGCGAGACUCUCUUCGGGAUUCCGCCGGACGAAGUCCGCAAGAACAUCGAGCGGACCAACCAAUUUUAUGGCGGCAAAGACUUCCCGAAUGGGUCAAGAGUAGUGUUCACCAACGGCGAGGUCGACCCUUGGCAUGCGCUGUCUUUAUUGGUGAGCCCGCGCCCCGACAUAGACACCAUCUACGUGGAGGGGGCGUCCCACUGCGAGUGGAUGCAGGAGUGGAAAGGAAUGCCGCAGCAGAUCCGAAAUGCCAAGCAGGCCAUCCAAAACAAGGUGGGCCAAUGGUUGGAGCAGCUGACCAAGCUGAAGCGCUCAGCCCGCAAGUUUUUGGCUGCAUCUUCUGCCUUGCAGCUGGGUCUGGAGGUUGCCUUGGGGUGGAAGCUGGAGGCUCCAAAGUAUCGACUCCGAGACCUGGCAUGUUCAUGUGGCCACCUUAGCACUCGCAGUCGGCCCAGCAGCCGGCCCACGUCGGCGGGCUCCACGCGGACCGCCAGGAGCCAGCCAAGCGGAUCCACACCCUUGCGGAUCACGGCGCGGCUGGCGCAGCCAAAGCAGUUGAAGCGCCCGCCCCCAGUCCAUGUGUGGAACCACCUCGAGAAGACCAGCUUCGUGCCCCCGGAGGAGGCAUACUGCACGCAGGUUGCGACAGACUCGCCCUCCUGCAGUGUGCCACCAAAACUCCUGGAGCUGCUGCAAAAUAUGUGGCGCGACUCUGUGGCCCGUGGCCGGCGCUAUGUUUGCAUUCUGGAGGUGUGUCACAACUGCGAAGAUCACAGGAGGACGACCAAACACAACCCUGAGAAGUACAAGGCAUACACAGAGAACGUGGCGAGGCUCGUGGCGCAGGAGUUCUCCUUCAUGACGGUGGAGCAGAUGCACCACUCGCGGCACUUUUGCUGCUGCAAGCGCCUGGCGCGGCGUCUCGGCGCCUUCGAAGUCUACUUGCUGGCGCCGGAGCCCGGCACCAACAAUCAGAUUUGCACGCCGUAUUUGCUACACUCGAAGCUCACGUCGCUGACCUGGCCCAACAACCAGCAGGUCAAGCAUCGUUGCCUCGGUGCUUUACCAGGCAUCGUCACCCGGAUACUGCAGCUCCCAUUGCAGGACUUCAGCGUGGCGGAGGGCCUGGAGGUGAUGAAAGAGGCCAAGGCCUUGGGACUGGACUCCUGGGAGGCGCUGGAUGGCCUGGCGGACCGGGUCUCCUCGGCCAACCGAGCCCUCGAGUCAGGACAGCAAGCGGCGGCCCAGAAGGACAAGAAAGCCCUCCGGGAGGCCAUUCAAGAAUGCCAAGAGCUACAGCUCGCCGAUGAGGCCAUUGAAGGUUGGAUGCAGGACCUGAAGCAGUCGAACAUGGCCUUGUUCAACAUCAAGCGCCAAGCCAAGCGGUUCCAGCGCAACGCCGCCUUCAGCGCGGCGGCGCGGCGCUUGGAGGGCGCCGUCCAGGCGCCGCUGCGAGUGGAGCAGCUGAAAGUGGCCAUCGCCAAGGCGCAGCAGGCAGAGCUGCCGGAGGAGGACAUCCGGGCGGCUCUGGCGCUCGCCGCGCGUGCGGAGGCGGCGGUCCAGCGAGUCGCCGCGGGCUUCCGGCAGCGGUGCUUACUGGAAGUCGCCGGUGCCAUCGAUGAUAUUGUGCAGCUUGCCCUGCAGGACUCUGCGCUGUCGGAGGCCCAAGGCACUCUGAGCCUUUUGUCGCAGAAAGGGGCCUGCGCAGCGCAGCAACGCGACCUGGUCGAGCUCCAGGAAGUGCUAGGUGCUUGGCAGAUAGAGGCGGGAGAAGGAGGCACCGCAUCGGGCCCGGAAUAUCAGGCGAUCUUACAGGCCGAGAUGGUUCGCGCCCACCUGGCCAAGCAGGUGGAGGAGGCUGAGAGGAGGUUCCAGGCCCAGCGAUGGGAUGCCUUGCAAAGUGCCGUGGAGAGGUUGAAAGAUGCCCACAUCCAGGACGCCCAGUGGGAGCGCUGGACCUCCGCGCUGCAGCGGGAGAAGCAGUGGACCGUGCUCCGCGCCGUGAGCGGCGCGGCGGUGAGCCUGAAGCGCCAGCUCUACAAGCGGCGCCUGGAGGCGGUGCUACACGCGGACCAGGUCUCCUUAGAGCAGUUAGACGAGGCGGCAGAUGCUGCGGAAGCCCAGCAGGUGGAGGGCUCCUUGGUGGCCAAGGCCCGGGCGGAGGCCUCCACGGCGCGGCAGCGCUGGAGCGACGCCCAGGAUGCCAUGGCCAAGAAGCUGGUGGACCGCGCUGACGUGAUGAUCUGGAAGCUGCAGAAAGGCCGCGUGCGCCUGGAGGAGCUGACGCGCCGGCAGGGCGCUUUGUGGGAUCUGGUGGACGCGCUGCAGGACGCGGAGAACAGCCAGGACUGGCAGGCCAUGGACAGGGCCGUGGCUGGCUGGAAGGAGGAGCGACCUGGCAUCGAGCACGAGGCCUUCGCCUCGGAGACCUCGGCCACCCGGCUGCUGCGCCGCGCCAGAGACCGCCGCGGGGAGCUGAGGCUCAAAGAGCUGCGCCAGGAGCGGCCGGGGGGCUUCCUUGUUUGGUGCACCUUCCCACAGGAAGUCAAUGACAUCCUGAACAGCGACAUGGCUGCACGGGCAUUUGCGAGCGCCUUCUAA
Effrenium voratum is the source of this 2673-nucleotide messenger RNA. Lineage: Eukaryota; Dinophyceae; Suessiales; Symbiodiniaceae. The record is from the annotation of a GenBank genome assembly.